AUGACUUAUUCAGCUUUGCAUGUCAUUGCUGGAACUACUGGAGGAGUUCUGGCAAUUUUUGGAAUCUACUAAGGACACCAACUCGAACAAAAAGUGUCCCGCAUUCCUUUCCAAGGAGAAGGAUGUCCACGAAUCACACAUUGGAUGUUUGGACUUUCUCAACUACUUGUUUCUGGCGAAGCGCUCUCAGCCAGGGGUUUCAAUGGAGACGAAAGAGGUCAAUAAGAGCUGGGAAGAACAAUUUUCCCUCAGGAUGGCCGGGAAAAUGGAACCAGAUUACCUCAAGAAGAAACAAAAUGUUAAUUUACUCUCACCAAGCUCUUUGAGAAAGCUCGUGGAAUCAAAAGAGAUAGAGAAAAUUAAUGACUGGGAAAACAUUGCGGAAAGAAAGUACAGAGAAGCAGAGCCGAUCUUACAAAUCCUUUCUUCAAUUGAAACUCGGCUCACUUGUUUGGACGGAAUUACAGAAAUAAAAAAACUGAAAAUGGAAAAGAGUCUGCUGUUCCGCCUAAAUCCAAAAAAGUUUUCAUCAUAUCGUCACUAUGAAACUACACUUAUGGCUGGUAGAUUGAGAUUGAGUGAUCUCUCAACAGAUUAUUUUUGGUUACUGCAAGGGGGAAUAGAACGUUCCUGCAUAGAUUUGAUAGAAAAACUACUACGCUUGAGAAAACAAUUGAUAGAGCAGGAGGAUGAAUAUGGUGACAUAUUGAAAGGGAAAAGCUUAAAGAAUAAAGAGGAUGUAUUAAGAGAGUUAGUUUAUACAAGAAGAGACUUGGAGCAUGCAGAAAAAGUAUAUUUAAUCUCACGAAGGAGAAAUCCUCUCUCUCAGUCAUCAUCUGAGGUGGAUGAUGUAAUUUCCAAACACUCUGAUGAAGAGUUCCUGACAGAUAUGAUACGUAGGAAGAAAGAAAUGAUGAAGUUGGAAGGUAUAUUUGUUGGGUUAUCGCAAAAGACCGCGACGCACUUGGUUGAUGUACUUUCACGGUACUCUAAAGAUGUACUAGGAUGGGCAGUAAGUUCGACAAGAAAGUUUUUGGCUAUGGAUGAACUGUACUCUACUGAGCUCAUAGCACAGAGAAUAAGGUUAAUAUUUGAUCCUCAACCAAUGGAUUUCGAAAGCCUUCCUGAAGUAGCAGUGGUGCUGAUGUCUUGGAGACAAUAUUAUUCGUGGGGACAACGACAAAUAUAUCCGAACUUAUGUUUGGAGAUGCACAUCAACGCAAAGUACAAAAUAUAUACACUGGAAAGGAUGGUAAAUUUGAGAGAACAAUAUUUAAGGAUGGAAGAUGAAUAUUUAUGGGUAUUAGAGGAGAGACACACCAAGAAGCAUGCCAACAUAUACACUUCAUUUGAUGUCCACCAAAUUCAUUUAGAGUACAUCUGGGAGAAUGUACUACAAACAUCAUUAAACUGUAGGAAUAAUUGGAGAUUGUGGUUAGAUACUUAUACUCGCAAACUGCAGCAGAGCUUUGAACAUGAUGUACUAGACAAUGAAAUAAUGGAGGAGUUGAAGGAGGUGGAAAGAGCAUAUUGUGACUUUAUAGAGAGAAGACAUUUAACAAGUUUGGACAACAUUCCAUUAAUGGAUGUGUCUCAAAUAUAUGCAAAGUACAAUCAUCCAAAAUUAUUGGAGGACAUAAAUUCCCUGAGAGUAAAAUUGGAGAAGUUGGAACGUGAUUGUGAUUGCAUGCUACUAAAACUUACAUCUGAGCACAAGCGACGAGCGAGGAAUGAAUAUGAGGCGAUGGCCAAUGCCAUAAAACAGUUAUGGAAGAUAGACGACAGAUAUUUUGAUCGCUUCAAACACAACAUGGAAUCAAAAAAAUUUCUCCAACUACUUCCAACAACUUCAAAGGUUCAAAGUUUCAAAGAGUCUGAAUCAUUCAACAAUAUUAUUGAAGAAGAAGAACUCUUCAAAGUAUUAUAUGAUUCAAUAAAAUCGUAUGACGUACACUGUUCCAAGUGCCAGAACUGUAUCAACAAUGUGAUUCAAAGUGCUUUGAAAGUAGAAGAUGUUGAAGAAUCAUCUGCAAAAUUUUCAUACGAAGAUGAAAAAGACGUUCCAAAAAAGUGUUAUGAAGUUCUUUAUAGGUUUCUCAAUUUGCAUAUCAUACGUUGUCCUGCUUGCAUGAAUUAUGUCAGAGAGGUGACAAUCCAACAUGCUCCAAAACAAUCCACGACUCUUGUACAAGCUUCAACACCAUCCAUUCAUGGUACAGAUGAAGAAAUUAUAGACCAUCAAGAAGGCUUAGUUAUCACGAUCUUCCAUCCUGAUGAACCAAGCACUAGAGUUAGAAGGUGGGAAAUUCGUAGACUUAUAGUACUUGGUGGCUUAAUGGAAUCAAUUACAAGUUUAGCUAUUGUAACUGCAGCAAUGAGUGCAAAGAUUUCUGAUGGAAAUAUAAUAGCUUUGGCGUUGACAAAUUUGAUAGCUGGACUCUUUAUUAUUAGACAUGAUGUAUCAAGAUUGCAGAAGAAGAGAAAAAUACCUAGAAUUGAAGUGGACGGCAAUUACUACAAAGAAAUAUUGAAGGGAAAAAUGUAUAGUCUUCUCUGUUUUAUCAUCGCCUACUUAUCUUUCUUGUUUUUUGGGUUAGUGCCACCACUGGUUUAUGCACUCUCAUCCCUCAAGAUUAGAAACAAAAACCUCAAAAUCAUAGCGGCUGCAGGAGCUUCCCUUUCAUGCACUGCACUUCUUGCUGUCCAGAAAGCUCACAUUAAUCAAAAGCCAAGAAAUAGGCUUGUUUAUGUCAAAACUGCAGGCGUAUAUGUUUCAGUGGGAGUUGGGGCCUUUGGCAUAUCAUAUCUAGCAGGUUACAUAUUUGGACACCUUGCAGAGGAACUUCUGUGGGACUUGUGAAAUUCAGCAGUCCCACUUCAUCAUUUUGCUUUGGGUUCUUCCGAAUAUGGUUGUACAUAAGUUUUUUACCAACUAAUAUGCUGGUUCAGUAGGUAAAGAAAUGGGAUGUCUUAACUGGAACUGCUGUGCUAUUUAAAAAUUUUGAGAUGAAACUAUAUAUAUAUAUAUUUUCGGACACCGAUGGCACACAGGUGCAAGAAUG
Messenger RNA from Cucurbita pepo subsp. pepo (vegetable marrow), 3062 nucleotides. The record is from RefSeq and is a predicted model, not a curated record. NCBI's taxonomy places the organism in Eukaryota, Viridiplantae, Streptophyta, Magnoliopsida, Cucurbitales, Cucurbitaceae.